CGUGGUUCAGCGGCUCUGUCAAGUUGAGCUGUGAUGCGUCAACCCGGUGAAUCACAGGCACCGAGGAGGAGGAUAACGAAAGAAGGAGAGACAUGGAUGGAAAGGAGGGGAGGAAGAGGAGAAAGGGUUAGAAAAAGAGCAGGAGGAGGAGGUAGGCUACAAAAAGGCUCCGCCGUCAUUCAGUCUGUCACACAGACCACACACACCAAGCCAGCGGAGCGUCAAUAUUCAAACGUCAUCCUUUAAUAUCAUCAAUACACCCAUUUAUAGGAUUACCAUCACAGGCAUUUUUCCUUCAUCUUCUUUGGAGUUGUGUGAGGGAGGGCAAGGAGAGAAGACAUUAUUAUCGGUUUAUUUCAGCUCCAAAAUUCACCGGUGGAUGAACUUGUGAGAGCGAACUGAACGGAAUAAAAGGACUUGGAGAAAAUGAAAAGGUUUUGCGGAGUCAAUCAACAUCAGCUCGUCUUGCUAUUGGCUGCUGCCAUGGCAACAGCCCUGGAUCCUUCACACAACCUGGCAAGUGAGAGGAGUUCGAUAGAAAGCACGUACGAGCUGACCAAAUACCUGGAGUAUCAGCUCAAGGAAAUCAAAGACAUAUAUCUGACCUACCUAGGCCCCCCAUUCAAUGAGAAAGACUUCUCCCCUCCUCGACCCAACAGUACCGCUCUGGCCCUGCCCAGCGCUGCCACCCGCCUGGAGCUGUGGCACGGCCUGGAGAACCAAGCUCGGCUCGCCCAGAACCAGAAGGCUUACUCUGUCCUGCUGGCAGCCGUCAGGGAGUUGGCCCGCUCCACCCUCUGCCCCGCCCUCAAGCUAUCCCUGCUGCACUUUUGCACAGGCCUGGAUGGGCUGCUGGGCUCCAUAUCCGCACUGAUGACCACCCUUGGUUACACACUUCCUCCACCAUCUGCAAACUUGGAAAGUGAUGCUGGAGAGCUGCAGUACCCUCAGAGGGGGGCAGGGGGCGACCGACCUGCUCCACUGAUUAGCCAGAGCCUUUACAGGUCCAGAGCCGGGACGAGGACAGAGCCCGGUCAGCGUAACAACCAAAGAAGAAGCAGGACAAGGGUGGUCAGAGGAGAGAGGGAGGACAGCAUCACCGUAGACCUGGUGGAAAAAAGGAGAGGGAAAGAAGGUAGGAGAGUGGAGGCGACUGCAGCUGGAGAAAGGAGUGGCGGAUCGACGGACAAGGGAAGAAGAGAAAGAGGAAGGCGAGUGAGGAGGGAAGAGCCAGAGAGGGGGAAAUGGACUGCCAGCGAAAAAGAGAGAGUAGCGGAGGAAGAAGAGGAGGAGCUGGAGCGAGAGGGAGGGGUGGAGAGAUGGGGAAAGAGAAGGUUGCUGAGCAUCAACGAGGAUGUUGAGGAGAAGAGGCAGCCUGAGCCCAGGGUACAAGUGUCAUACCCGGGCACAAGAGGUUCCAGCUCUCUUCAACAACCGACCAUCCACGCCAACAACAAUAACAAUCAAUACAGCUACAACAUGAACUCACAUCACAUAAACACACUCAGAAAAGAAGAUGGAUUCAUUGUAGAGGGAAGCAGAGGGUUAACAUUGGAGGAGAAGAAGCAAACAGAAAUGGAACCAACCUCCUCUUCCUCCACUUUCCAUCUUCAGCGUCGGCCUCCUCGCUCCCUCCUCUCCCCUACCCUCCAAGCUCCUCUGUCAACCCUCUCCCUGCUCUACCAGUUCGGCGCAGGAGAGGAGCACACCCUCCUCUCCCAACCCAUCCCUCUGUCUUUACAAAGGGGCACCUCCCUUCUUUCGCCUCCCCUGACUCCGCUCCUUCCCUCUACCUCCUCUGCCUCUUCUUCGCUUUUGUCAGUGCGGCCGACGAUGAACGACUUUGCCAAAAAGGUGGAAGGGUUUUGGAUUUUGAGAGAGCUGCAGAGUUGGCUGUGGCGGUCGGCGAAGGACUUUAACCGCCUCAAGAAGAGACUCAGAGGCUGAGACAUUGAGACACACAAGUGCAGUAUAUUGGAAAUUUAUUAUUUGCACACAAUAAUUGGAAGUGGAAACAAAUUAAGAGCUUGAACAGACAAAAGCACAAAAAACCACACUCCUGCUAACCCGUUCAUUCAUACUGUACUGGAAUAAGUGAAUGAAGGACUAUUUGGCAGGUCACCAGAAUCGCUAAUGGAAUAUAACACACACAAAGCCAACACAUUACCAGCACUGUCACCCGCCUGAUUCACACAGCAGCUCAUUGAGCGAGACACACUGAGACUGGGCUGAGUUACUGGACUUCAUGGCUCAUAGAUCAACAGAAAUACCACUGUAGGUGGUUAAACACACACACACACACACACACACACACACAUGCAUACGCACACACACACACACACACACAAGCACACACACACUCCAUAUGUGUGAAUCAGCAAACAUUCAUUUUCUCUUUCAAGGAAGAACAUUUCUGAAUGGGUAAAAGACAAAGGGAGAGGAGGAAAUAGCCAGAGGGAUGAAGAGAAGAGGAAGACGGGAGGAGGCGUGAGUCAAGGGAUGAGCAGUGGCAAUAACGGGCAGAGGGUUAUUGCUGAGUAAUCAGAAAUCGGCCGGUCAGUUACAGUAACUCUACAACAGUGCUUCACAUACUGUCUACACACACACACACACACACACACACACACACACACACACACACACACACACACACACACACACACACACGUAUUUUGUGCCUUGAGAAAAUAGCAAUUAAUUUCUAUGCUACUUUUGAUUCAGUGUUCACAAAUUUGCAACACUUUUUUAAUGAUUUCACUACAUAGCAACACAUAUUUAACACAAUCUUAAAAUGUUGUAUAACAAAAAAACACAGUUUUGGGUGUUUAGGAAAUACACUUGCUUGCUUUUGUGCUGAGAGUAAGAUGAGAACAUCAAUACCGCUCUCAUUUCUGUGCACUUGAUAUACGGCUGGAGCCAGCUGCUGGUUAGCUUUGCUUAGCUUAGCAUAAAGACUGGUCAUGGGGGGAAACAGCUCUGUGGAAAGGUAUUAAAAUUCAAAUACCAGCACCUCUUAAGCUCACUAAUUAACAUGUAAUAUAUUUUUUGUUAAAUCCAGACAAAAACAAAGGUUUAAAACAGCAAGUUGCCAUUGUGGAAACUUGAGGUCACAGUGAGGUUGCUCGGCAACCAGCGGAGACUGCAGGUACCCACUGUUCUGAGCUACGAAACAUAAAACCAUAAAAUCUUUAAUGUGUGUUCAUUUUAAACUUGUGGUAGGCAGAUGGAUGUGGCAUGUUACUCCCUCUAGCAUCACAAAUUGUCAUUUUUUAGAUUUCUGUUUCGGUAUAGAGAUUCUAUUUAACAUUUAACAGUUAUGUUUAACAGAUAUAAGGUAUUCGGUAAUCAAUCUUCUCAUCUAACUCUCAGUAAUGAUGCAAACACGCCAAACUAUUACUUUAAACACAAAACAUUAGACACAUUGAUGUGAAUCUGUGCCUUUUAAAUCAUGAAAUCAGACUUUUUUCUUUGGCAACUCACAGAUGGCAUAACUUCUUUUCCAGAAUAAAAAUUGUGUUGUGUUUUUACAAUGUGCCUUGGAUGAUAUGACUAAAGGUUAUGGAUCAUCUCUCUAUAAUAUUUAUUGAACAAGAUGUUUAUUUAUUAUUAAAUCCUGUGUGAAUAUACUGUAUUGUAACUCAAAAUAGAAUAAAUGCCAGCUUUUGUACAGAGCGUGGUGUUAUUGGUCAUUUGGGAGCCCAUCGGAGGAUAGAGACAAAAAAGAAAUGCUUAUGGGAUUUUGUUUGCAAUGGUUUCAGUUUUAUAGGGAUGGUUUCGGGUGAUUGGCACAAGGGGAGAGGAGUUUGGGGUCGGGGUGUUUUCUGGAAAACAAAGACCGGCUCACAUUCGUGACAAAAAAUAGAACGAGAGAGGCGGGGUAUGAGAGAGUUUUUAUUUGUCUGUCCGGGUGAAAAUUUACGACCAUUUUUCCUUUCAUCUCUCUCUUCCCACUUCCCACUGCAUCAUCCCUCCUCCCACUUUGCUUUCUUUUCUCAUCACACUAUCUCACGAAGCUCCUCUUCCCCUGAAAACAUCCCUCUGACCUGUCACAGUGAGGGAUUUACAUGAAACAGGCACAGGUACAAACACACCUUCUCAUAAUCCCACCAACCGCCCAGCUCUCUUGUUGUGUCUGUGUUUCAAGGCCGCCGCGCUCCCUGUCUCUGUCACUCCUCUCCCGCUUAUCGUUUUCGCUCUUGUCUUCCUUACCCACUCUUUAAUCGCUUCCUCA
Molecule: messenger RNA, 4231 nt
Organism: Etheostoma spectabile (orangethroat darter)
Lineage: Eukaryota; Metazoa; Chordata; Actinopteri; Perciformes; Percidae
Gene: clcf1
Product: cardiotrophin-like cytokine factor 1
Exons: 3
Coding region: 427-1947 (506 amino acids)
Biological process (GO): positive regulation of tyrosine phosphorylation of STAT protein; cell surface receptor signaling pathway
Cellular component (GO): extracellular region
Molecular function (GO): cytokine activity
Source: RefSeq, a predicted model, not a curated record